Messenger RNA from Neurospora hispaniola, 850 nucleotides. RefSeq lists its product as uncharacterized. The record is from RefSeq and is a predicted model, not a curated record. Lineage: Eukaryota; Fungi; Ascomycota; Sordariomycetes; Sordariales; Sordariaceae. The coding region runs from base 128 to 742 and encodes 204 amino acids. The transcript has a single exon.
UAAAAGACCGGGUUUACCCUGGUCAUGCACUGUCAAAAAAAGGAAGACAUCUUGCCCAUUGAGGAAGUUAGGUUGUUGACGACAACCCGUUCUCGACUCGUUUGAUAACCCCAGAUUUGACGAUACGAUGACUCGCGUCACCGCCGUCGACAUUUACACAUCUCAUAACGCUGGGCGAUUCAUCAAUCUCAAAACCGACAAGAUCAAACAAACACGCAUGCAUAAAAUCUUGAUCCUGCAUAGCUCAGACAGCAUGAACGACAAGACUGCAUUCACCUUCACCACGAUACUUCAACCAGGUGGUGGCGAACAAUUACUGAUUACAUCGAACGUUUACCUUUAUGCUUGCUAUAUCCUGAUUAUCUUCUAUCACUGGUAUUUCCGUUCUUCUCAUUCGCUGCUCUUCUGUCUUUUUCCUUCUUGCCAACCUCAGACGUAUAUGAUCAAUCUGCAGGAACGCUUCGUCAUCAGUGAUUGUCCGCUAGGGACGGAUGCCACGAUGACACAUGCUACCAUUGCCGGGAGAUCCUCUUCGCCUUGUUCAUCCGUAGUGUAUAUUACUUGUCAUUGUGUCCUGAGUCAGGAUCUGGCUAACGGCAAGUUGAAGAUCAUUUUUAGGGUCAUUGAGCGACAGGAUCUCCAGGAAUACCUAGUCUUCUCUUCUGUUCACAUUUUGCCAGAAGAUCUGUUCCAUGGGAGAAUCUACUGCACUAGGACAGAGUUCCAUCUCGUGGGGAUGUGAUGCAGUCUGUGAUGCAACAAAGCUAUAACCGGAUGCUUGUAACUUUGGCAAUACCAAACGUUACCAUGGAGAUCAUACAAUAUACAGCUAUACUAUACUAUACUAUAC